GCAGUGUCGGUUACGCGCAGAGUGAAAUCAGUGAGUGAGCUUGUGUGGACGCAGAUGCAGACACAGGAAACACUGAACCGGCACAACGCCGCUCCUGCACUCAUUGUCACAGACAGUGUUCUGAUGAAGAAAAGGAAAGCUCGAUGGCUGGUCUCAGGGAUGUUAAGUCUGUCGUUGGUCAUUGCUGUGUUGGGAAUCUACACCAGUACACGGACAGAAAGCGUCAGUGUCACAGGAUACACAUCAGGAAUUAUCUUGGCAUUUGGAUCGUUCUUGGGAAUUCUUGGAUUAUGUCUGGAGGAAAACCGCAAAAAGCUGCUGGUUGCAUCCAUUGUGUUCCUGAGUUUUGGUAUCAUUUCCAGCUUCCUGUGUCUUGUAAUAGAUGGCGUUUUCAUCCUACUGAACAUUGACAUGCGUCCAAUGAAGGCAGGAAGAUGUCAGUUUUACGCCAGUGGAAACAGUUACAUCUAUGAGAAUUACUAUGCAACAGUUCCUUGUCAGGGACUAACAGAGGCCUGCAGUAUGAAGGUUCGUAGUGGGACAUGUUACUGUUGUGACUUGUACGAUUGUGCAAAUGGAGGAUAUCUGAACAAUUACUAUGAAUUUGUUGGUGUGCAGAGCUGUCAGGACGUCCUGUCUCUGUAUGUUCUCCUCUGGGUCCUGACUACCCUCAAUCUGUUGGCCUUUGUGUCUGGAAUCCUGACCACUGCUGUGUUGGGUAGUGUUAAAGACAUGCAGAGAAGUCAGGGUGUCUGUCCCACCCAGUGGGGUGGUUCAUCUUUACUAUCAUUUGAACGGGGCAACUGUUCCUCACCCACUGCACCUCUGCUAACCAACCCCAGUUUAAACAGUGGACAGCAGCUUUACCCGAAGGCUUUACUCAGUGUUUCACCUGCAGCAGGAGUAGCUGGUGUUUCUCAGACAGGACUUACUGAUGGAUCCCACACACAACCCAACCCACCUCCUUUUGCCCCACUUUACAACCUCCAACCCUAUAAGACCUCCAGCUUCUCCUAGAGAACACCUGAAUGCCAGUCUGUGCUUCAGAUGCCAACCAUACCUACAGAAAUGAAACUGGACUUUCCGUAUGGACAUUAUGAAUUCAUCACUGAACUCAUGACUGCUUUUUAUAAUACAUGUUUUUUAAUAUGCACAAUUUAUUUGAGAAAAAAUAAUUUUAAAAUGAACUUUAAUGCCUCUGAUUUUUUUUGCUGGGAAAAUAACAAUAGCAAAUCAUACCAUAGCCAUGUAUUAACAACCCAAUCAAAUAUUGAAUGAGAAAGUCUUCACACUAUGUAAGUAAAAUGAGACAUACUAAACAUAAAAAAUAUUUAUAUUUAAGAUAUUUUUACUUUAUUACAAAGGUAAUUUACUUGAUAAUAAAAAUAUAUUUGUGCUUAA
This is a messenger RNA of Paramisgurnus dabryanus, 1401 nucleotides long. NCBI's taxonomy places the organism in Eukaryota, Metazoa, Chordata, Actinopteri, Cypriniformes, Cobitidae. The record is from RefSeq and is a predicted model, not a curated record.